CAAUCUCUAAAAAUGUUAGAGUGAUUAUUUUCUAAUGACAAAAAUUGUCGACUUAACAAUCUGAAAAACAGCGUAAAAGAUUCAUCAUGGCUUCAGGAUUUAUAAUAUUAUUAUUAAUAGCUGUAGCAAUUGUUCCAGAGGUUCGACCGGGCAGUACUCCACCCUGUGCAAUGAUUCUAAUCGAUAAUAGGCCCCCAAAGGUUGGAGCCCUGGUCACUCCAAACCGAGUUUUAGCAGCUGCCGCGAAUUUUUCACCCUCACUUGACUCCGUAACAGUCCAAGUGGGAUGUAGGCGGCCAACUCUUUGCCGUACUCCACCAUCCAAAGUAGUGAAUUAUAUGAUAGACGUACCAUCUAACAUUGUAGCACUGACGAUUGAGCAUGACCCCCAGCUUAGGACGCCGAUCCAGCCAACACCAAUAGGUCCUCCAGGAGGAUAUUCUGACGAAUUGUGUAGUUUCACGCGAUUGGAGCAAUUUCCCAGAUGGAUAUGCUGGAAGUCUGUGUUAGUUCAUAGUCCAGAAGAGUGUGGAACGAGCGGAAUGAAUGUUCCUCCGGGGCACGCAUGUUUUACUUCACGUUACUCAGAAGAAAUCAUCGAUGAUGACGUUGGCGGUUUAAUAAUUUGCAAUGACCACCUGAUUGGAAUCAUGACCGGAUAUGAUGAGCGACAAAAUGAAUUAAGUGCACAGAUUAUGUACGAUUUCACUCAGCCUGGUGCGUUCCAUUAAAAGACGAGCCGAUGAUGGGGUCCAUGAGCCAGACGGCAUUCUUCAAAUUAUAAAAUCUUAUGAUAAGCUUGUGAUUGCAUCCCAUGCUUGUAUUUUAAACAUUUAAACUUUUGCACUUUAAACGUUGUCAUAGUAUUUAUGUUGCAUUGAAAACAAUUUUUACUGUAAAAAUUACUAGGACGGUGUAAUAAAUAAUGUCACAAAUUUAAUCGAAA
Messenger RNA from Fopius arisanus, 946 nucleotides. RefSeq lists its product as uncharacterized. The coding region runs from base 87 to 731 and encodes 214 amino acids. The transcript has 4 exons. The record is from RefSeq and is a predicted model, not a curated record. Lineage: Eukaryota; Metazoa; Arthropoda; Insecta; Hymenoptera; Braconidae.